Neoarius graeffei (lesser salmon catfish) is the source of this 318-nucleotide messenger RNA. Its product is annotated as histone H4-like. Lineage: Eukaryota; Metazoa; Chordata; Actinopteri; Siluriformes; Ariidae. Gene Ontology annotation, biological process: nucleosome assembly. Bases 7 to 318 code for a protein of 103 amino acids. Gene Ontology annotation, molecular function: DNA binding; protein heterodimerization activity; structural constituent of chromatin. The record is from RefSeq and is a predicted model, not a curated record. The transcript has a single exon. Gene Ontology annotation, cellular component: nucleosome.
AGCGCGAUGUCUGGCAGAGGAAAGGGCGGCAAGGGGCUCGGGAAAGGAGGUGCUAAGCGGCACCGGAAAGUUCUUCGCGACAACAUCCAGGGAAUCACCAAGCCGGCUAUUCGCCGUCUGGCUCGCCGUGGCGGUGUGAAGCGCAUUUCCGGCCUGAUCUACAAAGAGACCUGCGGUGUGCUGAAAGUGUUCCUGGAGAACGUGAUCCGCGAUGCCGUCACUUACACGGAGCAUGCCAAGAGAAAGACCGUCACCGCUAUGGAUAUGGUGUACGCCCUGAAAUGCCAGGGACGCACUCUGUACGGCUUCGGCGGUUAA